CUUUCUCGUAUAUUCUCAUAUCACAAAUCUCCAAAAGGAAACGAAGUUAAAAAGGAAAGAGAAGUCGCAAAAAUCCAGGGCUUAGAGAAACAAGGAGAAUUGUUGAUUCGAUGCCUAUAGGUGAGAGCAACUUCUACUCAUUACGUACUCUGAUUCCUUGAUCUCUCUGGAACCCAACUUCAUAUUCGAUUCAUUCAGCAGUGGUUUGGUUUGAUCCCAAAAGGCUUAGUUCCCAGAUUGGUUUCAUUGCACAUUUUGGGUGGUGGGUUGAACAAAUUUCACAUCUUUUUGAGUUUGGAGAGCCAAUCAGUAGGAAGAAGUGGUGUUUGUAAAGUUGUGCAGUGCACAUUUUAGGUGGUGGGUUCAGUAAAUUUCACAUCUUGUUGAGGCAUUUGAUCUGGGAAAUCUCAAAAGUCUUGAACUUUUUGAGUUUGAUUCAGUUUUCUGAGAAACCCCCUUUGGUUUUUGAAGUUUGAAGAGCCAAUCAGUAGGAAAAAUUGAUGUUUGUCAAGUUGUGGAGUGCACAUUUUUGGUGCUGGAUUGAGUAAAUCUAUAAAUUUGAUCAUCAUCAAGGUGUUUGAUCUGGGAUAUCUUGAAACGCCUUGAACUUUUUUGUUUGAUUAUUUGUUCAAGAUAUUGGGUUCUGAGAAAGCCCUUUGAUUUUUGAAGUUUGCAGAGGUAGUUAGUAGGAUUGAGGUUGCAGCAUAUUCAGGAAGACUGAGAAGUUAUAACAAGAGCUGGUUGAGAUGGGUAGGCCAUUGGUUUUUGAGAUCUUGGAAAAACCAGUUACAAGUUGCUUUAUAGGAAUAUGCAGUGCAAUUUGGUUUUACAUUCAGAAGAAAAAUAUUGGGUAUUCACAUGUGGGCUUGAGUUACGAAACUGCCAUUGCAGGGCACCAUUGGAGGAUUAUAACUUCAGCUUUUUCCCAUAUAAGUGUUCUUCAUCUUGUUUUCAAUAUGAGCGCACUUUGGAGUCUUGGGGUAGUCGAAAACUUGGGCUCUAUAGGGCUUGGUGUGGAGUAUUAUCUGCAUUACACUCUCGUCUUGGUUGUAUUGUCUGGGGUGCUGGUUUUGGGAAUAUAUCAUAUCUUGAUACAGAAAUUCAAGCUGGAGUAUUUUCGGAGAGUGACGGCUGUUGGGUAUUCUUGUGUUGUUUUUGGGUGGAUGACGAUUCUUUCUGUGAAGCAACCGACGUCCAAGUUGCACCUGUUUGGAUUGCUUUCGCUUCCCAUUAGUUUUGCACCUUUUGAGUCUCUUAUUUUUACUUCAAUCAUUGUUCCACAAGCAAGUUUUAUAGGCCAUUUAUCUGGAAUCAUUGUGGGAUAUGCUAUUGCAUGGGGUUUAAUUCACGGGAUGAACAAUUACUGGGCAGUUUCCAUGUUAGGAUGGAUUGUGCUGGUUUGCGCCUUCAGUUUAAAGCGAUCUGGUGCCUAUGAUUUCAGUUUUCUUGAGAUUGAGUCCGUUGCUGAUUCUUCUUUGCCCUCUGUACGGUUUAUUGCAUCAGGAAAUGGUAGAACAUUGCAAAUGAGUGCAUUGCCAGCUGCAGGUGUUGAGCUUGUAUAAUAUAUGUGGAGAUGCAGGCUUGACUCAGGGUCCAGUUACUUCAUAAUUUCGUUUCACCAAUCUUUACAGUGAUACUUGAAAAUUGCCAGAGAUAACGGUCUUUGGUGAUAUGAGCUCCCA
Molecule: messenger RNA, 1682 nt
Organism: Rosa chinensis
Lineage: Eukaryota; Viridiplantae; Streptophyta; Magnoliopsida; Rosales; Rosaceae
Product: RHOMBOID-like protein 13
Exons: 2
Coding region: 747-1562 (271 amino acids)
Cellular component (GO): membrane
Molecular function (GO): serine-type endopeptidase activity
Source: RefSeq, a predicted model, not a curated record